AUGUUAAGGCAAGGCUUUCGCCGCUGUGCCGGCCUCGCCAGCGCUGCUGCGCCGUCUCUCAUGGUGCGCUCUCGAACAGCGUUCCCUCUGGCGCAGAGAAGUGUGGUGUCUGUGACAAGAACCCCUAGCGUAUUUAAGAACAUCGCCAAUGCUUCGAGACAAUACAGUUCCGAAGCUGUUGCUGCUGAGGCCACGAGGGUAGAGGAGGCUGUCUCUGGAGACGUUGUUGACUUCCAUGAGCUGUCGAAGCUGGGUGUCCAUCAGAACCUCCUGCAGGCAAUCACCAGAGACAUGAAUUACAAAACCAUGACGCCAGUUCAGUCUAAGACGAUCAACCCUGCUCUUAAAGGAACAGACAUAGUUGCCCAAGCCAAAACAGGAACGGGCAAGACCAUCGCCUUUCUUUUGCCGCUGUUCCAGCGCAUGAUUGAGGAAGAUCCUACACUGGCCGCAAGACGCUCCUCGCGGAAUGCCCGAUCGGACGAUAUCCGCGGCAUUGUUUUGUCACCGACCCGAGAGCUUGCUGAGCAAAUUGCCACCGAAGCCCGUCGCCUUUCAAAAUACACGGGCCUUGUCGUUCAAUCGGCGGUUGGAGGCACCCAAAAAAGCAGGAUGUUGCAACAGACACAGCGACAAGGGUGCCAUCUUUUGGUGGCCACACCGGGGCGCUUGAAUGAUUUGUUGCAAGACCCUCGAAGCGGCAUUGAUGCACCAAAUCUGGCCGCUCUUGUCCUGGACGAGGCUGACCGUAUGCUUGAUGUCGGUUUCGAACAGCAACUGGGAGAGAUUACCAGUUGCCUUCCGAGCCGAGAAGAGAAGGAGCGUCAAACAAUACUGGUUUCGGCCACUAUACCAGACAAUGUCAUCAGACUAGCCCGCACAAUGGUUCGUCCUGAUGACUUCGAAUUCGUCCAGACAAUCUCCGAAAACGAGUCGCUCACCCAUGAGCGAGUACCACAACACGUCGUACCGCUGACUACAUGGAAUAACGUCUUCCCCAGUUUAUUUGAGCUUAUCGAUCGAGAAACUGCCAAGGCUGCCGAGGACCCAAGUCUGCCCCCCUUCAAGGCUAUUGUUUAUUUCAACACAACUUCGCUUGUCCGAUUGGCUGGAGAAUUUGGGUUCCAACGAAGGCAGAACGGCCUUAUGAACAUGCCGACGUACUCUAUUCAGUCUCAACUUACCCAGAGCCAGCGCACCAGGGCGGCUGAUUCGUUCCGAAAUGCGCGAUCUGGAAUUCUGUUUUCAUCGGAUGUUACAGCUCGAGGAAUGGACUUUCCUAACGUGACGCAUGUUAUUCAGGUUGAUACGCCUCGUGAACGUGAGUCUUAUAUUCAUCGGCUCGGCCGCACGGCUCGACAGAAUAAGGGUGGUGAGGGCUGGCUUCUCCUCCCACCGCAUUCGACGAGGACCGCCAAAAAGCUUCUGCGUGGUCUUCCUCUGCAGGCAAAUACGACGUUGGAGAGCUUCAACGUCGAUGCUGAAGCUGAUGUUGCAGAACUACCAAAAUACCACCAGGAAGCCAAGGACCUGGCCCAAGCUCUGCCGCGAAGUGUGUUGGCCGAAGCCUACACAUCCAGUCUUGGGGCUCAGGGCGAAUCAAAGGAGGAGUUUGUGGAGGAUCUCAACCUUUGGGCCACUGCUGGUUGGGGUUGGAGGGAGCCACCUCAUGUCUCGGCUUCGGUGGCCAAACGUUUGGGCCUCACUCGUUCUGCAUUGAAUAUCCAGCGUGGACCUUCAGGACGUGAUGACGGUUUUGAGGCUGACAAUCGAUUCGGACGCGAGGACCGCAGAGGGUCCGGUCGUUUCGACGGCCCCAAAUCAUCCGACCCGUUCACUGAAAUGGGACGUAAUGUACGACGAGAUGAUGCAGGCUUCGGCCGCGACCGGGGCACUAGAGGAUCGAUGCGAUUCCGGAACCGGGACUCCAGGGGCUCCAGGGGCUCUCGAGGAUCUCGAGGACCCCGAAGAUUCAGCGAGUCUACUGAGGCCUCUUGGUAG
Messenger RNA from Pochonia chlamydosporia 170, 2001 nucleotides. RefSeq names its product ATP-dependent RNA helicase. Lineage: Eukaryota; Fungi; Ascomycota; Sordariomycetes; Hypocreales; Clavicipitaceae. The transcript is spliced from 2 exons. The record is from RefSeq and is a predicted model, not a curated record. Gene Ontology annotation, molecular function: nucleic acid binding; ATP binding; RNA helicase activity. Gene Ontology annotation, cellular component: mitochondrion. Bases 1 to 2001 code for a protein of 666 amino acids.